This is a messenger RNA of Lachancea nothofagi CBS 11611, 969 nucleotides long. The record is from the annotation of a GenBank genome assembly. Lineage: Eukaryota; Fungi; Ascomycota; Saccharomycetes; Saccharomycetales; Saccharomycetaceae.
AUGAGCAUCUUAGCCCGAAACUUGACCCGCUACGCUCAAACUCAAACUAGAAAAGCUUCUGCAAUUUCUUAUACAAGUUUCAUUCAGCUACAGCAAACUUCACGCUCCAAGAACUGUUACUCUACAGAAGCUUUAGAGCAGCGAUACCAAGACAAAUUACUCGAAAAGGCCAAAGCAAAAGGUUACGAAUCCGUGGAGCAACUCAAAGAGCAGUUGAAAGACGAUAUUGAGACCAGGAAGCGAGACCUCAACAAGAUCGAUCCUUUGAAAGAAUUGGAGGACUACGAACAACGUAUAAAAAUGUCGCAGAACAACACUAAAGUUACUGAAGCCAGGGGCCCAGUUGACUCCAGCAAAGCAACAGUGCCUUUCAAAACUCUCGACUCAUUCUUGAAGCUCGAGAAAAUCCAGGAUUUGUCAAAACAAGAAAUUGAGUUUCUUUGGCGGGCUCGUUGGGCCAACUUGGAUAAGGUCUUGAACGCUGUUGUACCAGCACAGGUGUUCGCGCAAAUGUCGAAGCACAUUAAAGCGGCACCAACUUUCGUGCUUCCCUUGCCUCGUGAAAUUGUAGUCGAUGCAGCGGAAUCUAAAAACGAUCAAGGCAUGGAAUUGCACUACAUCCAGUGGCAAAACGCCGGCCGCAACACCGUACAUUGCAUCAUUACAUCGUUAGCUGAGUACAAGCUGCACAAGGAAUAUGCCAAGCCUCACACUACGUUCCAAUUCCACAAAGAGCUUAUCAAUGACAAACAAAUUGUGCUAAUGAACGGCCUUGUCGAAAAGGAUGUUAAUAUCUCUCUCCAGGAUGCCCAGCUUCUGCUACUCAACAUCCAAAGAUUUUACGGUGCAAUGGGUGAAGAAUCAGUGCCCUCACAACAAAGAAUCAGGCUUCUUCACGAUUUUGCUAAUGGUUCAAGUGAUUUCAGUGUCGAAAAGCUCAUUAGUUUGGCUCAAUCGAUGGAUACUUAA